AUGAUGUUUGCCUGCGCGCUGCCCCUGAUGUUCUGGGGAGACGCUAUACUAUACGCCGUACACAUCCUCAACCGGAGCCCUACGCGAGCAAACGCAAAGAGAGCGUCACCACUCGAGGUGCUGACGGGCAAGACGCCGGAUCUGCGUGGAUUUGUCAUUUUUGGAUCCCAGUGCAGCGUGUAUAGAGACCCGCGCAAGAACUCGCUGCUGCAGCGCUCGGGGCGCGCCAUCAUUGUCGGCGUCAGCGAAGAAACGAAGGGCUACAAGGUGCUGCUGCCGCGUGACAAUAAAGUGGUCGUCACGCAGCACAUCAAGAAUAUCGAGAAACUGACGGAGGCGCAAAAGGCGCAACUCCAGCGCGCGAUGGACGUCGGCGAUCGAGCCGGAGGCCAGGAGGAAACGGACGCGCCAGCAGCAGCAGUGGCGAACGAUGGUCGCGCAGAGGGCAACAGGGAGACGCGUAAAAGCAGAAAGAGAUGGACGCGAAAGGCGCAUGGAACACGCGGGGCGUUGAAACGAGCAGAAGCGGCUGCUCGUCAGGAGGAGACAGCCGCGAGCGGAGAAGUCGUAAAUGCUGCUUUCGAGCAUGAUCCGCUUAACUACGGACAGGCGAUGCGCAGCGGCAAGCGCGAAGGGUGGAAGAAGGCGAUGCAAGAGGAGAUCGCCGCGCUCGAGGCCAACGACACCAAGACAGAUGCACAGGGCGACCUCGAGCGGCUGAAAGCGCGACUGGUGGCGUGUGGCAACGAACAGGUGCUUGGCGUCGACUACACGCUCACCUUCGCUGCCGUGAUGGAUCUAUCGACGCUCAAAGUGAUCCUGGCGCUUGCGGCUACGUGGUGGGUGCCUGCCAAGCACGGUGACAUCCCCAACUCCUACGUUAAAGCGGACAAGGAGCCGCACCUGCGCAUCUAUCUACAGAUGCCGCGCGGCAUGCCAGUCUCGAAGGAGACGCUACGAGCACAAGGCGUUUCGAACACGAGCGAGCUGGUGCUGGAGCUGCGGAAGAGCCUUUACGGGCUCAAGCAGGCAGGCCGGCUGUGGAGCCAGCUGCUGCACUCGAAGCUCUCUACUGCCGGUUUCACGCGGUUUGAGAGCGACAUGUGUUUUUACUGGAAGCGCGACGGCGACGACCUUGUCGUGGUCAGCGUGUAUGUCGACGAUCUUCUAGCGACAGGGACGAGCGCGGCGGCGGUCGAGCGUUUUUUUGCAAGCCUCGCGUCGCUGUCGAUCAAGGACCUGGGGCGUGAGGAGGCCAUAAGAGACCUCUUGCGCGACAACGGACUCGUUGAAGCCAACUCGACGUGGACGCCGAUCGACGACAGCUGCUACGAGUUGGAGGAGGGCGACGCGGAGCUUCUUGGGACGCCAAGCGCGAAAUUAGGACCGACUGUGCGCCAGUUUCAGUCGCUGGUCGGCUCGCUGCUCUGGGUGGCGCGCUGCACGCGCCCUGACAUAGCGUUUGCGGUGCACAAGGUCACGAGACGAGCCCAUGCGCCUCGACUAGCAGACUGGAAGUUGGCUAAACGCAUCGCGCGAUACCUCAAGGGUACGGCGGCGCUUAAGAUCACGAUGAUCCCAGAAGACAAUUUAGGUGCGGCGAUGCGACUAGAAGCGUUUAGCGACGCCGACUUUGCCGCCGACAAGACGGACCGGAAGUCGAUGACGGGCGGCAUCGUGAUGCUGAACGGGAUGGCCGUCAGCUGGGGUGCGCAGAAGCAGGGAGGCGUCUCCCUGUCGACGAUGGAGGCGGAAUUUGUCGCGGCGAGUGAAGUCGCGCGCGAGCUGCUCGGCCUGCGCGAGAUGUUGUGCGAAAUCGCGGGAGAGGCAUCGUCGCUGAAGGCAAAACAUGUGGAUGUGCGCCUUAAGUUCCUUUGCGACUACUCGCGUCGCGGCAUCAUCACGGCGAGCUACGUCAGAUCGGAGCAGAUGCUCGCAGACCUCCUCACGAAGGCGUUGGACGCGACGAAGCUCUCGACACUGCGCGCACUCGUGCGCAUUGGUUAUGAAAAGGUCAAGGACGAUCAAGGGCGAUCAAGGAGCUCAGGGAUGGAGGAGCACAGGGACAAGGACAUUUGCAAGCUCAAGAAAUGGAACUGGUUUGAGGGCAAGUCACGACCGAGGAGGAGUGUUGGAAUGUUGGAAAUGGGUGCAAGGAGUGACAAGCAGGAUAGUGACCCGAGUAGAGCCAGAAUGCGUGUGAGAUGGAUGAAUGGAGCAGAGGGCUUUGGCGAUCAUGGCAGAGAAGAGAGAACUAGUAAGGAAAUACAACAGAAUCUUAUUGUUCACCUAACGCUUCCUUCUCGCAACACGCAUCUUGCCUACAAUAAGUACCAAAGUGCACAGGAGAACCACAAGUCAAGGUAG
Molecule: messenger RNA, 2367 nt
Organism: Peronospora matthiolae
Lineage: Eukaryota; Oomycota; Peronosporomycetes; Peronosporales; Peronosporaceae
Source: the annotation of a GenBank genome assembly